Paramacrobiotus metropolitanus is the source of this 881-nucleotide messenger RNA. RefSeq lists its product as uncharacterized. NCBI's taxonomy places the organism in Eukaryota, Metazoa, Tardigrada, Eutardigrada, Parachela, Macrobiotidae. The coding region runs from base 70 to 642 and encodes 190 amino acids. Gene Ontology annotation, molecular function: chitin binding. Gene Ontology annotation, cellular component: extracellular region. The record is from RefSeq and is a predicted model, not a curated record. The transcript has 3 exons.
CAUCAUCAUUUGCCGUUUUCCUCAUCUUUUCCUAUCUUCAAGCCAAAGCCCGCGCCAAACCGAAGCACCAUGAAAUCCGCCAUCUUUUUCGCCCUCUGCGUGGUGGUCUGCAGUGCCCGCACCCUGGACAAACGGGCCAGCGAUCAGAAUCCCAAAGUAUUCUCCGCCUUGGACAAACUGAGAGGUGGCGCUAACAAGGCUUUGAGCGUUGACCAGAUCCAGGAAUUGUGGUUGAAUGUCAAGCCCGGCCAAGAUUUCCCUCUCAUUGCCACCAUUCCCAAAGCCAAUGUUGACUGUGCCUCAGUCAAGCCAGGUUUCUAUGCUAACGAUGGAGAGGGCAAAUGCCAGGCUUUCGACCGUUGCGACGUCAACGGAAACUUGACCAGCUAUCUGUGUCCAAACAUGACUCUGUUCAACCAGAUCACCUUGAUUUGUGAUUGGUGGUUUAACAUUGACUGCUCGCAAGCCCGCUCUUUUUACGACUACACCAACUCGCGCCUGUACGUCGAGGGAGCCGUACUGUUGGAUGAUGAGCCUGAUUACGUCAUGGUCGCUACCGGUGCCGUCGCUGCUGCCUCUGGCGAAGCUCCCAAAGCUGCCAAGAAGGGCGGCAAGAAGGGCAAAAAAGCCAAGGCGGAAUAGAUAACCUUCCUGGACAGGCGGAAUUAACUGGAUUACUGCCGCAUUACGGCUGCGUUACCGCCGUUCAGUUUUGUGAUACUCAAAUUCAAAGUGACACGUGCCUACUUGCACAAAAAUUUUCCUCUCCUGAUUAAGUGCGCAUGGUUGCGGGCAGCCGUGUAUUUCUUACUAACCGCUAUGCAUUUACUACUAAUUCUGAACCAUUAAAAGAAUUGGAGAAAUGUGAUAUGAAUCGUACG